GGCCGCCAUUUGUCAUUUUUUGGCAUGCGCGUUGGGGAGUGCUACGAAAAUUGUGCUCGGGAGUGUUUUUCUAAUAGUAAGCGAAUUCAAUACUGUGAAUUGUGAUAAAAUUCAGUUGCUGUGUUUAUUUGUGUCUUGUUUCAUAUUGUGAUUGUGUAUUAAUUUUAUCACAAUGAAUAAAACUUGCGCAAGAUGCGAGAAAACAGUAUAUCCUACGGAGGAACUGAAAUGUUUGGACAAGGUGUGGCACAAAGGUUGCUUCAAAUGUCAGGAGUGCGGUAUGACGCUCAACAUGCGCACCUACAAGGGCUACGGGAAGCUGCCCUACUGCGAAGCACACGUGCCGAAAGCGAAACCCACUACAAUGGCAGAGACGCCCGAACUGAAACGAAUAGCCGAAAACACUAAACUACAGAGCAACGUCAAAUAUCACGCCGACUUCGAGAGGAGUAAGGGCAAGUUUACACAGGUUGCGGAUGACCCAGAAACACUAAGGAUCAAAGCGAAUACGAAAAUAAUUAGUAAUGUGGCGUAUCACGGCGAUUUGGAGAAGAAAGCGCAAAUGGAGAAGCAGCGGCAGAUCAAUGAAAACGGAGAACUUGUCGAUGUCGCCACUAACGACAACUAUCACCAACAAAUCGAGAACUACGCCACGGAAAUGCUACCGCCGCCAAACAUGGCCGCUGCUCCCCACUUACCACCCAAGAACCAUUACCAGACUCCAACGCCGCAGCCCCAGGUCCAAGCCGUCCAGCAAACCAGGCAGUACCAAUCCGAGCAGCAGUACAGACAGCAGAAAUACGAGGACUAUGCGCACCAGCAACAGAAAUACGACGACUAUCAGAACCAAUACGCUUACGGACAGUACCAACAACCGAACUACGGCCUAAACAAUCAGCAGAAGAUCGGCAGAAUUCAGGAUUACGAUCCACUCAGCGACGGCCCAAGAGCACCCCCCAACAUACAACACGCCUCAGCUACUGUCAUUUACAAUAGCACAAGGGAUGGAAAGCAAAGAGGUGCCCACCAAGCGCAGCAGCAGCAACAACAGAGUCGACAGAUAGGUCGGGUCACCGACCUGGACCCGUUGGCCUCCGAGCAACCGCGACCCACGAACAACCACCACCACGCCACCAACCAGCGAGUGUACAUAGCGAUGUAUGACUACGAAGCCAACGAUAGUGACGAAGUUUCAUUCCGCGAGGGCGACUACAUCUCGAACGUGACGUCCAUCGACGAGGGCUGGAUGACGGGCGAGGUGCUGCGCACCGGGCGCACCGGCAUGCUGCCCGCCAACUACGUCGAGCUGGCGCCCGCCCAGCCCGCCCACCACUACGCGAACUGACCCUAGGGCUUACGUAACCCUCAUCUACACCACUACAACUGAACAUGGACUAUUUCAUAUGUCAAUAAACACAUCUCGAUACAUUUACAAACACUGCUAUUUUUCAUAACAAUUCAAUCUCACAGCAUUUUUCAAUAGUAAAUUACUAUCCUUGCUGUGUAAUUAUUUGUAGUAUUCUACGCAUUCAAAGAAAUUUUAAAGGUCUGCACUCUGCACUGCUGAAAGAACAAUGGCAGACUUUCAUACAUAAAUUUAGUUGAGAAGAAAUGGUAGCGUCUAUAUAUCAAAAAUAUCUUAAAAUAUUAAGCGUAUGUCCCUGAGUAACUUUGUCAGAAAAAUUUGCCCUGAGAAUGCGUCAAAAAAAAAGAUAUUUAGAUUUGAAUCUUUUUAGGUUAUGUCUUAUGUCACUUGGAAAAAGUCAUGCAUCCUUUGGUUAUUUGAUAUUAGCUUAAUACAUUCUCAACAUAAUGUACCUACCUACAUAAUUGAGAGUUUUUAGAUUAUUGUAUCUCUAUUAAAUAUUUGCAUACUAUAAAUGUAUAUUUAUGGCAUGGCUACUGGGCCUUUCUGCCAUAUAGUGACAUUUUGUUUUAACUAGUGUUGCCAUAACAUUAAAUGGAAUUGUUGCAUAGUACUAUGAUUGAGAUAAUGUAUUAUUGCAAGAAGUUCUUUGUUUGUAGACUUAUUUUCAACCAUAUCACUUUUAUUUUUAUUAUUACUGAUACUAUUGUUAUUACUAAUAAUAACUUCCCAUAAAAAUAUUUUGUGUUCGUGUGUUGAGUUGGUAGUCGUCUUACAAAGUGUAUACGAAAAUAGUAUAAAUAUAGUAAAUGGCAACACUUGAAUAGUGUAAAAUGAUUAUAUUAUAUAUAGUCAUUUGAUAUUCCCAAAAAUGUAUGUACACAUCUUUGGCUUUAAUUAAAAUACAUUUUUAUUUGAAAAAUCACAGAAAAAUAAUUAAACUCAUUUUAUAUAUAAGUUAUUUGUAGACGCAAUCAUUUUGUCAACUAUUUUAUGCCCUUGUUAUUUAUGUUCCAGCAGCGUUUCACAUAUUUGAGAUGUAUUAUAAAGAAAUUCUUAUUUUUAAUCCUUAAUUGCAAAUAAUUAAGUUUCAAUUAUUGUUUUAAUAUAAAGCUGUUCUUUAGCAGUUGCAAUAAAUGAUAUAAAGUUAACUACAAAAAUUUACAGUCAGCACAUUCUAUGUGUAGUAUUUGCGUAUAAAAUUAAUAUGAAUCAAAAUACAAACUUAAUCGAUCAUGUAUAUUAUAUUUUUUCACUUUAACUUGUUCUACCAUCGUCAGUAAUAUAUGUUACUAAAGCACGGUCGCGGAGCAGGAUUUUUUUUAUUGCUUUGCAAUUUUAAACUUAAUUCCCAUCAUAAAAGUUUUAUUUCUAUUGCCACUAAAAUAGUUUUAGAACCUUUUGAAAGGUAUUUGUGAUUCGAAAACCGAGUUUAUUCUCAAGUUAUUAAAAUUCACAUUUGUAUGGAUAGCAAUAAUUUGAAAUUCUUCCUGCUCCGCGAUCACACCAUAGCAAGUUCCUUAGUUUUAGUAAAAAAAUCCAUUGACUCUAUUACGCUAACCCCUCCCCUAUAAAAAAGUGAAACAGUGGAUCUUCCAGGUCCUAAAUCUAUUUUCUUCCUCUCUCUUAAUUCUUUGUAAAACCUAUUUCCGCCCUCAACAUUUGUUGUAGAAUCGAUUUCCUCUUAGGCCAAAUUCAGUACUGCAAGCACUUAUUAUAUGAUAUCAUAAUAUGAUAGUUGUUAUCAUAUGCAAAAUUGACUUAAAGAGUAAGCAAAAUGUUUUUGACUUUUUAAGAAAAGAAGAAACCUGAAGUGUUAAAACUAGGGUUGCCAAUUUUGGAACAGAAUAAAUUUAAGGGUAUUUAUUACAUAACCUAAGGACAUUGUGACAAGAUUCAGAUACCUAUAAGAUAUAUGUCCGGUAAAAGCAUUUAAAAUUUGUAUGUUAAACUUUUGUUAAAUAUUCAAAUAAAUCUCGCGAAUAGGCUUCGCUAGAUUUUUUUUUGAUUUACCCGAAAAUGUACAAUUUCGGCAGUAAUUAUAAUGGUAUAAUUUGCAUUAGGAAACUGACUUAUUUUACAGUACUACAGUUGGCAACUACAGUUACAAUCACUAAAAAACGUCUUAAACAACUCUGUGUAAUCAUGUAGGGAGGAAGAAAUAAUGACAUUACGAGUAUAUACAAAGAGGAUGGUAUGGAUCAUGUUUGCUAUGCUGUAAAUACAGUAAAUACAAUUGUUGACAUAUUACACUGGUGCAUAGUUUUAACACGUUAAGUAAUGUAUUUUGUGAUAUAUAUACAUUAAUAUAUAUUAUAUAAUUUUAUUAGUGCGAGAAUAUCUUAUUCUUGUUAAAAUGACUUGCCAAUAAAGUGAAGAAUUCGGUUAUAUAUCAGGCUAAAGCUAUAAUAAAAUUGACUGAACCAAAUAAAACGCUUGACCAGCAGGGCUAAAAAAGUAUAUGUUGCCAUAGAAAUGUGUUUACACUUUUUUCUGACAAUUUCUAUAUAAUGUUUGCCUUUAAAUUAAUAUUAUUACCGUGAUAUUUUUUCUCUUUAAGUCGAGGUAGAGUGGCGGGUCGCAUUUGCGAUUAAUUUGUGAAUAAAAACGGACAAUAAUUGUCUUCUUUACAUAAUAUUUAUAUAUAUACAAAUAAAAAUAUAUAUUUUUAUACAAAUUAUACAUAUAUUGUAGACGUAUAUUAUAAUUACUUAUUGUAACUUAAAUGAAAAAGGAAUUAUUUUCCUUUUAUAGGACCAAUAUUUCUUAAUCUUGCAUUUAUUUGUAUUCAUUCCAAUGCAAUAUUUUAUACUCUUUUAGACGUUUUCACCUAUCAAUAUUUCAUUAUUGUUUUUUAAACCUAAACUUAAGUAGGUAAAGUUUCGGGAUAAAGAAAUAUCUAUUAUAUCUUUUCCCUGAUGUUUGAAGUCUUACAGUCUCACUUUGUUAAUAAUUUAAAAUUAAAAUUAUUUGUUACUUUUGUAUGUGGCGAUACUUUUAACACAAGCAAUCUUAGUGUGGAAAGAAAUAUUCUAAUUUUUAUUUUAAAAUAAUUUAUAGUCGUGAUGUCAUUCAUACAAUCUCUUAACAUUAUCUAGAAAUUAUAAUGUGUGAAUGAGAACUCCGGAAGCAACACACUUUCAAAUAAUCUGAACAAUUUUUUUUGUAUAAAUCAUCUUGUUAUAUUUUAAUAAAAUAUAUUUCUUACAUUAUAGGGUUGAAGAUCCUCAGAUCAAGAGAUUCUUGCUUUGUAAAUAAUUUUAAAGUAUGUACCUUUGUGGUUGCAGACCAUAUUUUAUCGUUUUAAGUUAAAAAUAUUUUAUUAACAUUUUUUGUUUAUGUUCACUAAAUGUCGCCCUUGUAAUGCAUAAUAUUAUACAAAAAUAAUAUUGCAGAGGCGGGAAAUAAUAUUCGACAAACAUUUUGACUCUGUAUGUUAUCUAUCAAUGAUCAGUUGCCAGCUAGCACGUAUUUUGUUCACAUAUUUAAAAAAAGCGAUAAAAAAAUUGCUUAUUAUAUUACACUUAUUGUUAGACGCAAUUGUUAAGCAUCAGUAGGUUAGGAAUAUCUUAUUUAUUCUUAUCUGUUGCAGAAAACGAAGAUAUUGUUGUCUAUGGCGACAGAUUUGUUUUAUUUUAAUAAAGUUAAAGUGUACAUCACAAAAAUACGGCAUGUUUGAGGCUAGAGCGGACAAAAUGUAAUUUAAAAUAAAAUGAUAUUGCCUGUAAAAAUUUAUGACAGAUAUAAAGUCCCGUUAAAUUAAAAUCAUAUUUUUUCAUGUAUAAUAUAUCAUUUUACUUUUAUCUAAUCUACUUAAGAAGACCACUGCAGGCAGUGAAAGCGACGUCCAUAUAAAUUACAAUAAUAAAAUAAAUUCUCCGCUGUAGCUUCCAACUGGGACCAAAGGCAACGAGAUCUUAUGUAUUGGAACAGUAUUACACGACCGAUGUUAUAGUGCCUUUGUAAUAUUUAAUAAAGUUAAGCUGUACAC
Molecule: messenger RNA, 5357 nt
Organism: Parnassius mnemosyne (clouded apollo)
Lineage: Eukaryota; Metazoa; Arthropoda; Insecta; Lepidoptera; Papilionidae
Source: the annotation of a GenBank genome assembly